Messenger RNA from Theobroma umbraticum, 1138 nucleotides. It is a transcript of the gene FLA8, whose product is annotated as FASCICLIN-like arabinogalactan protein 8. NCBI's taxonomy places the organism in Eukaryota, Viridiplantae, Streptophyta, Magnoliopsida, Malvales, Malvaceae. The record is from RefSeq and is a predicted model, not a curated record. Gene Ontology annotation, cellular component: plasma membrane.
AGGUCAAGCUGGAUUUCGUCUUCAGAUGAAGCUUCGAAAGUUCAAACUCAACCACGAAUUGACCAUUGGUUGAACCAACGUCGACGAGUAACCAGGAGAGCCGACGGUACGUCCUAUGGGUUAUAAUAGCCGUUAUAUGCCCGUUUCCACCAAUCAUCAGUCAUAACCAUCGUAACGGAUAGCUUCAAUGAUGGGAUAAUCAAAAAACUGACGUCCAUUCUUGUCAAUUCACCUCCACAAAAUGAGAAAAAUAUGCAUACAAGCAUUUCACCCGCAAAACCCUUCACAUUUCCAGCUGUGACCAAAGCAUGCCUGCCCAACUCACGUGGCCCCAUCCUUUCCAGCUAACUUAACCCUGGUUAAAAUCCUAACGCCCUCUUCAACCCUCCUCCCAAAUCAAUCCUUUUUAGCUCCUCUUACUUCUUCCACAGAGAAUCUCACUCUCUGCUUCUUAACUGGCUGAGCUCCGCCGAUCUCUUCAACGUUCAUGAUGGGCGCAUUUUACCCACUCAACCUCUUCCUUUUCACGCUCUCUUUAGUUGCUAUUACAGCCCAUGCCCACAAUAUUACUGCCAUUCUCGACGGCUUCCCUGAUUACUCUGUUUACAACAGCUUCCUCUCCCAAACAAAGCUAGCCGAUGAGAUCAACAGCCGAGAAACAAUCACUUGCCUUGUCCUCAGCAAUGGGGCCAUGUCUGCCCUCACCGCCAAACAUCCCCUUACCGUCAUCAAAAACAUCCUUAGCCUUCACGUUCUUCUAGACUACUAUGACCCGCAAAAGCUCCACCAAAUCUCUAAGGGCACUACCCUCACUACCACUCUUUACCAAACCACCGGAAAUGCCCCUGGAAACCUGGGUUUUGUCAACAUCACCGAUCUCCAAGGUGGAAAAGUCGCGUUCGGCUCUGCCAUUCCCGGGUCCAAACUUGACUCCUCUUACACCAAGUCCGUUAAGCAGAUUCCCUACAACAUCUCUAUCAUUGAGAUCAGCGCUCCGAUUAUUGCUCCGGGGAUUUUAACUGCUCCUGCCCCGUCACACUGUUCCGAAGUUUUAAGGAACAUAAUGCUAAAAACGGUAUUAUGCGAGAUAUUCGGCCAUGAAUUCUCUGGGAUCUAUCAGGUUUUUGUGGUCAGUUGA